UAUCAUGUCAAUUCUACAUUUGUCUCUUCUUUUGGGUGGGUUGCCUCGUGAAAACCUACCAUUCCGAACUAAAAAUAGUAUUUCUUCCGGUCUAUUGAAAUGCAAACAGGUGAAGAGAGGCCGUUGUAAGACUGAAGCUUUCAAUUUAAUUGAGUUUUAUCAACUUAAUCAAUUCUAUUAACAGAGCCUUAUCUCUUUAUAUUAGAUAUCAUUAGCUAGCUAUCAAAUUAAGCUUUGUCCUCUUAAAAGAAAAUUAUCAACUUUAUCUCUUGAUGAACCACACAACGUCACUGAAAAAAUAAAAGCAAGGACAGAACUCAGAAGCACCACGUCAUUAAUGCAUAUAUAUAUAUGUGUCCAAACAUCAAAAGCGAUGUCAUUUAUCCCAUCUUCGUUGAUUAAAAAAAUGUUGUCACAAGUUGUUAUUGUUUUGAUCUUCACCAACGUUGUUGCAUCACAAUCCAUCAUCAACACUCUACCUGGGUAUAAUGGAGAGCUACCGUUUACGCUUGAAACAGGAUAUAUUGGAGUAGGAGAGAUGGACGAGGUGCAGCUAUUCUACUACUUCAUUGAGUCUGAGAGAAGUCCAAAUCUUGAUCCUCUUGUGCUUUGGCUUACCGGAGGACCUGGCUGCUCUGCUUUAUCUGCCAUUUUCUACGAAAUUGGACCAAUAACUUUCAACUACUCAAACUUUAGUUGGGGUGCUCUACCAACAUUGGUGUUGAACCCUUACUCAUGGACCAAGGUCGCAAAUAUAAUAUUUUUAGAUGCACCUGUAGGCACUGGCUUUUCCUAUGCAACUACUUUGGAAGGAUAUGAAAUUGGUGAUCUCUCGUCAAUAGCACAAACCUAUGAAUUUCUAAGAAAGUGGCUUUUGGCUCACCCAAAGUUUGUCUUUCAUCCACUCUACAUUGCUGGUGAUUCUUAUUCAGGCAUUAUUGUUCCCAUGCUCGUUCAAGAUAUAACUAACGGUAUUGAAGUUGGAGACAAGCCACUCAAUAAUAUAAGGGGAUUUUUUCUAGGCAAUCCAUUGACCGAUGAAAACAUUGAUAUGAAUGCAAGAGUUAUAUUCGCUUACAGAAAGGCACUUUUAUCAGAUGAACUUUAUGAGUGCAAAUUAAAAUGUUCAAAGCUGCUCUUUUAUAUUUUCCAGUCCACAAAAAAGGAUUGCAAAGGAGAGUACUAUUUUCCUCCAGAUCCAAGCAAUGUAGCUUGUAUUGCUGAUCUCCAAGCUGUCAAUUAUUGCCUUGACAAAAUAUUUUUAUCGAACAUAUUGGAGCCCGAUUGUGUUACAUAUAUAUCUCCACAACAAAACAUAUCAACAUGGAAAAUUGCAAGCUCUCUUCUGGAAAAGAAUUUCAUUGAUGUCCCAGUUUCAACUAAGCAAUUUUCAGAACCAUGGUGUCGGGCUGACAACUACGUGCUCUCGUAUAUUUGGGCUAAUGUCAAAGAAGUACAAGCUGCUCUCCAUGUUCGAGAGGGGACCGUAAAGGAUUGGCAAAGAUGCAAUUCAAGCUUAAGAGAUACCUACUAUGUACAAGAAAUCAAAUCCACUGUUUUGUAUCAAAAAAACCUUACCAACAAUGGCUAUCGGGCUUUGAUAUACAGUGGUGAUACUGACUUGGGCAUACCAUAUGUUGGCACACAAGAAUGGAUAAACUCUCUAAAUUUGACCAUCGAGGAUGAGUGGCAGCCAUGGUUUGUCAGUGGUCAAGUUGCAGGUUAUGUAACUACGUAUUCGAAGAAUAAGUACAGUUUGACGUAUGCAACUGUCAAGGCAAGUAUAGCCCUUUGCUUUGGUCUACCUUCAUGGAUAGUGUUGAACUCUAGCAAAAGCUAAAAGCAAAAUUUUCAAUAUUUUCUUUUUUUUUUUUUAAUUUUUUUUCUUGAUCAGGGAGCAGGUCACACAGCUCCAGAAUAUAAACCUGAACAAUGCCUUGCAAUGAUUGAUAGGUGGCUUGCGGAUUAUCCAUUAUAGGAUAUAUAAAGUUCUACCUCAAAAUAAAAGGAAAACUUCUUCAUUAUUUUAAUUUCUUAGCUUUAAUUAUUCAUUGUUGUUAUGAAUUAUGAGCAGUGAGCUUAUUGAUUUGUAAUAA
Molecule: messenger RNA, 2096 nt
Organism: Hevea brasiliensis (rubber tree)
Lineage: Eukaryota; Viridiplantae; Streptophyta; Magnoliopsida; Malpighiales; Euphorbiaceae
Product: serine carboxypeptidase-like 17
Exons: 13
Coding region: 338-1840 (500 amino acids)
Biological process (GO): proteolysis; secondary metabolic process
Molecular function (GO): serine-type carboxypeptidase activity; acyltransferase activity, transferring groups other than amino-acyl groups
Source: RefSeq, a predicted model, not a curated record